GGUUCCAAAAGUGCUCGGCGUUUGAUUUUUAGUCGUCCUCAAAAGGAGCAGGGUACCAGUUCUUUUUACUCCCGAACUGCUGCCGCAAGACGACCUUUCAAUCCUGUUGAUAUGAAUGAUUUAUAUAUCCCUGAUUCUCCUGAACGAACUAUGAAUGAAAAUACUAUGACAUGGCAGCCUGGUGAAACGCUACCAGUGUCUAGAAGGCCUGGACCACAGCCAUUCUCAGCUGAGGCUCAACCUUCGCAAUCGACAAGCAUGAGUGAUAUUCAGAUCAUGCUUCAGUCGAUGCAAAGUUCCAUAGAAAAAAGUUUUGAUGAUGUGAAAGGGAGGCUUUCAGAUUUAGAGGCUCGAAUGACAGGUGUAGAGGAAAAGCAACAAGAGGUUGUUAACAUCCGAAUACACCUACUUCGUCCUCUUCAGAAAAUGAGCUCAGUCGUAAACGACGAAGCCCUCCUGAGCUUCAGUAUGAAGUUCGAAAGGUGCAUGGGUCUCUAAGUGAUGAUAACCAACUUAUUUUGGAAGAAAGGAUUGAUGGUAAACAUAACAAAGCUGUGAUUGCUAGCAUAAUCAAGGAGAUAGGAGAUUCUAAAUUUACAGAAAAGCAAAUGGAAGCUGCAGUGAAAUCGCACAUGAAAUAUCUAAGGGAUACUCGUCAUGUCCGUCCUCCAGCUGUUCAACAUAGAGUCAGAAUCCGAUCUCGACAACAAAGC
This is a messenger RNA of Geodia barretti, 713 nucleotides long. NCBI's taxonomy places the organism in Eukaryota, Metazoa, Porifera, Demospongiae, Tetractinellida, Geodiidae. The record is from the annotation of a GenBank genome assembly.